UUUUUAGUCGUUCCGAAUGUUUUAAGUGUGAUCUGCAACUGUUCUCCGCUCGGGCAAGCAAAAUUAAUUCCUUUGACAAGUGCCCCGUGCCCCGAGCCCCGUGCCCCGUCCCACGUAGUGCAACAUAAACAACACAAGCUAUUUAGCAGACCACUGCUAUGUCGGGCGACUGCAACACAUACUGCCCGAACGUGUGCGAUCCUUGCCAGGCGCCCACCGACUUCACCCCCUGUCCACCCAAUUCGUCGUGCCCGCCAUGCGAUUGCGGGGACUACAACGGCUGCUGCUACCAGCAGCCGGCGCGCGUCAGACCCAUUCUGCCGGUUUCCAACUUCAUGCGCUCGACGGCGCCUCUGGAUACGGACACCAUCUACCGACGCUCGUACUACGGCAACUGCGGGGACAACUUGCGGGCACGUCCAAUCUUGCCGUGCUCCCAGAUCCGCACCAGCACCGCGCCACUCGAGAAGUGUACGGUGCAGAAGCUGUCCUUUAUGCCGCCCUGCCCGGGCCAGCGCACCAGGCCGAUCAGACCCAUGGAGAGCGGGCUACGCUUCGAGGGACCCAUCUACGCUAUGACCUCCCAGAAGCACGACUACGUGCCCAAGGGUGUGGCGAAGCGGGAGCCCAUCAAGCCGGCCGGGGCCAUCUGCACCUCGUCCGCUCCCAUGGAGCGCUGCACCAUUCAGAAGCUGUCGUACAUGCCGAUCGACGUCUGCCAGAAUCCGCCGCCCAAGGCCGUGCCCCAGGAAUCGCACUACUGCAAGCCGAGCGGCCCGCUGGAGCGCUGCACCAUACAGAAGCUGUCGUACAUGCCGGUCUGCCUGCCGGCCAAGGAGCCCACUCCCUGGGCGGACAAGAUCCGGUGCGUGCCACCGCGCUACCAGAACAUCUGCACAACCUACAACCUGAGCUACAUGCCCAACUGCAAUCCGGGACGCACUGCACCGGUGAUGCCGGUAUCCAAUUUACGCUUCCUUGGCAACGAUCCCUCUGCCGGGAACACUGUCUACAAGCUUAGCUACAUGCCAGUCGAUGCCACGCGCACCAAGCCCACGCCGAUCCUGCCCAGGGACACCUUCUGUCGUCCCACCGGCCCACUGGAGCGAUGCACCAUACAAAAGCUCUCCUAUCAGCCAAAUUGUGCUGAACGCACUGCGCCCAUUCGACCCAUGGAAAAUGGACUGCGCUUCGAUGGGCCCAUGUACGCCAUGACCACCCAGAAGCACGACUUUGUGCCGAAGCCGCACGUGCGCCGAUCCCCCAUUAUGCCGAGCUCGGCCUUCUGUCGUCCCAGCGGCGCCAUGGAACGCUGCACGGUCAACAAGCUGUCGUAUAUGCCGGUGGAUGUCACUUGCUUCCCGCGGCCAGAGGCCGUCGUACCCAGAGCCGGGUUCUGCCGCAACGAGGGACCAGUGGAGAACUGUACUACAUACAAGCUGAGCUACUUGCCGAAUUGCCUUCCGCCCAAGGAGCCGUUGCCCUGGGCUCGUUACACCUCCUACUGUCGCCCCAGCGGACCCAUUGAGAAGUGUACCAUCCAGAAGCUUAGCUAUGGGCCCCCGGGUGCCUUUUCGCGUUGUGGCGGACCCUGUGGAAAUGGCGCCGGCGAUGCUGGUUGCUUCCCGAAAGCUGGCAUUUGCUAAGCCGGAGGUACUUUUUGCCCCCCACCAAACCCAUUCUCUAUGUUAAAUGUUUAAGCAAAUUGUAAUCAGCCCAAAGGAAGCUUGCCUCCCUAUGCAGCACACAAGAAGAACGGAACUGCCAAAGAUGCACGCACCAUCACGCCACCCCCUCACACCACACACACAGCACAGUAUUUGUCAACUAUUUUCGGCGAUUUGAUCUGGUCCAAUGAUCGCUGCCCAAAAUUGCAAGUGUUAGAUUGUUCGACUUGCGUGUUACCAGUGUUGUCUUUCUCAAAUUAAAGUAUUCAAAUAACCACGGGGGCCAAGAAAUGGCCCCUAAAUCAAA
Messenger RNA from Drosophila persimilis, 1974 nucleotides. Its product is annotated as stabilizer of axonemal microtubules 1. The record is from RefSeq and is a predicted model, not a curated record. The transcript has 4 exons. Gene Ontology annotation, cellular component: centriole; sperm flagellum; axonemal microtubule. Gene Ontology annotation, molecular function: microtubule binding. Bases 159 to 1646 code for a protein of 495 amino acids. NCBI's taxonomy places the organism in Eukaryota, Metazoa, Arthropoda, Insecta, Diptera, Drosophilidae. Gene Ontology annotation, biological process: microtubule anchoring.